GCGAGUCUCCGUGAGCACUAGUUCCCGUCUCCUAUCUCAGCUCGCCUACAGGCCGUUGCCUACCCGCUGGCUUCCUCCGCUACCGCAGGGCGGGCCGGAACUUUUGUCCAUAGGAACGGGUUUCCACUGUUGAGUGUUGCCGGCCGGCGUCCAGGAGAAUAGGGUGCCAUCCUCUUCCUUUUGCCGUCGCUGCCGCGGAGCAGAGUCGAGCUGAUUUGAUCAGGGAGCGCGGUUACCAGACGGGCUGGGUCUAUGGUCGCUCCGCGGGCCGCUCCGCCGGCUGGUGCUUUUUUAUCAGGGCAAGCUGUGUUCCAUGGCAGGGAACUUUUGGCAGAGCUCCCACUAUUUGCAAUGGAUUUUGGAUAAACAAGAUCUAUUGAAGGAACGCCAAAAGGACUUGAAGUUUCUCUCAGAAGAAGAGUAUUGGAAAUUACAAAUAUUUUUUACAAAUGUUAUCCAAGCAUUAGGUGAACAUCUUAAAUUAAGACAACAAGUUAUUGCCACUGCUACAGUCUAUUUCAAGAGAUUCUAUGCCAGGUAUUCUCUGAAAAGUAUAGAUCCUGUAUUAAUGGCUCCUACAUGUGUGUUUUUGGCAUCCAAAGUAGAGGAAUUUGGAGUAGUCUCAAAUACAAGAUUGAUUGCUGCUGCUACUUCUGUAUUAAAAACUAGAUUUUCAUAUGCCUUUCCAAAGGAAUUUCCUUAUAGGAUGAAUCAUGUAUUAGAAUGUGAAUUCUAUCUUUUAGAACUAAUGGAUUGUUGCUUGAUAGUGUAUCAUCCUUAUAGACCUUUGCUCCAGUAUGUGCAGGACAUGGGCCAAGAAGACAUGUUGCUUCCCCUUGCAUGGAGGAUAGUGAAUGAUACCUACAGAACGGAUCUUUGCCUACUGUAUCCUCCUUUCAUGAUAGCUUUAGCUUGCCUACACGUAGCCUGUGUUGUACAGCAGAAAGAUGCCAGACAGUGGUUUGCUGAACUUUCUGUGGAUAUGGAAAAGAUUUUGGAAAUAAUCAGGGUUAUUUUAAAACUAUAUGAGCAGUGGAAGAAUUUUGAUGAGAGAAAAGAGAUGGCAACUAUUCUUAGUAAGAUGCCGAAACCAAAACCUCCUCCAAACAGAAAUUCCCUGAGUGAUUCUCCACUAGUGGCAGGGCCUGAAGCUGCAAGAUGAUGGUGGACAAGAUAAGGCAAUAAUCCUAUUGCCACAUUCAAUGUGAAGGAGAGCAGGGUCCAAAUGGAAGUCAGAACUCUAGCUACAGCCAAUCUUAAAACAUUCCGAAGAAUUCCAUAGUGGACCACUUGGAAAUAAACCAUUGGACAGAUUUCAGUAAUGUCUUCAAUGGAACACAAAUGAAAAUGAAUAGCUUGUUUCUGUCAAGCAUAUUUGGAAGUGAUUUUAUUUUUGCAAAAUUAGUUUCUUUACCUAAUUUGAUUCUAGUACAUAACUGAUUAAAUCUGUUGAUUAUAAAAUUUGGAAAGGUUCUAAGGGGACCUACAGACAGACAUACAUAGAUAUUUCAAAAUUAAUAGCUUUUGAUUAGUAUAAUAUUUCUUAAUCUGGAUAAUAAAAAUUGUAGCUUUUUAUUAAGCCAGGAAACAUGGAGCAUAAUUUCUUUAAAUUUCUCUUUGGUCAUUGAGGGACCAAAAAAGGACAUAAAAAGUUAGUAUAUGAGGGGUUUUUUUUCCCCCUCCAUACGUUUAACUUUAAAACUGUAUUUAAAGAAUCAAAUCUUACAAAAUCCUGGAAGAUUUUGGUAACGAUGUUGAUAAUUUCAGGGAAAUUAAUCAAGUACCUAUUGAUUUAAAAGUGUAUUUUAUUCAAUAGUUUUGGUAUCUUGCCAUGGAAGAUACUAGCCCCAGCCUAGCAGAAAAGUGCAAUAUGUAUAGCAUACUUUGACAUUUUAAAAGUAAUAUUCCAUAACCAUUUUGAAAUGCUGGGCAAACAGAAAAAAAAAAUCUACAUGAAGUUACUUGCAAUUAAUUCACAGUUAAUCAGGCAUUUUGCAAAUUUAAUUGGAUAAAAAACCAUAAUGUUGAAAUUUAGUAAAAUUUUAAUGUUACCUUUUACUGUGAAAAGUUUUUAACAAGAUAUACACACCCUAGUUUAAUUUUGUGUCUUAACGUGGAUUUACAAAUUUACUACAAGUAUCCUGAGCCAGGAACACAAUCAGGUUUCAGGCCAGUUUGGUACUGGCUGUUCUUAAUUCUCAGAUGAGUGUAGGACUUCAUAUUAAAUGUUAUGUCAGUGGGACUGUGCUGUCUGUGGAACUUAAUAAAUUAAUCAUUUUCUUCAGACUUGAAGGAGAGUGAUAACAUUUGGAGUCAUAGGAUAUUGAUGUACAAUUUAAGGAUUAAAAUUUUUUAAUAAAUCAAUUGUGGACAAUGGGUUAUUAAAUUAAAUGUUGGCUUCCUAGUAUAAAACUGCAAGAAUAAAAGCAAGUUCUCCAGC
Propithecus coquereli (Coquerel's sifaka) is the source of this 2440-nucleotide messenger RNA. RefSeq names its product cyclin C (gene CCNC). The coding region runs from base 314 to 1162 and encodes 282 amino acids. Gene Ontology annotation, biological process: positive regulation of transcription by RNA polymerase II. Gene Ontology annotation, cellular component: nucleus; mediator complex. Gene Ontology annotation, molecular function: cyclin-dependent protein serine/threonine kinase regulator activity. The transcript is spliced from 13 exons. The record is from RefSeq and is a predicted model, not a curated record. NCBI's taxonomy places the organism in Eukaryota, Metazoa, Chordata, Mammalia, Primates, Indriidae.